AUGUUCCGGAGCAGAGUACAGCAAAUCGACGAAGAAGAAGAAGAAGAAAUGGUGGCCCUUACAAAUGUAUUCAGCAGCGGAGCAAUUACGCAGAACACGAAUCCUAAAAUGGAAGGGGUUCUCCCUCCAGGUUCCAUGGGCUGGCCCCUCAUUGGAGAGACUCUUCAGUUCAUUAUUCCUGGAAGAUCUCUAGACCUUCAUCCAUUCGUCAAGAAAAGGAUGCAAAAGUACGUAAUUGAUUAUAUGCUAGCAUAG
Dovyalis caffra is the source of this 255-nucleotide messenger RNA. The record is from the annotation of a GenBank genome assembly. NCBI's taxonomy places the organism in Eukaryota, Viridiplantae, Streptophyta, Magnoliopsida, Malpighiales, Salicaceae.